GGACGCUUGAAAAAGGGAAGAUUUGACCACGCUCGACGGCGGGCGCUCGGCACUCUUGAAUCCAUCUUCGUCCAUGUCAGUUCUAGCGUACAUCCACGUCACGCUAGCUGGAGCGAAGCGGCAGAUUCCAGCCCCCGUCGCGACGUUUGGGGCUCACGCCCCGCAUACAUACAGUGGGUCGUUGGUGCACGUCGUCCCUGCAACAGCUUUUCCGUCCAUUCAAAACACAUCCGCUUUGCGAGGUCGCAUUGCUGCAGUCCAGCGUGGCGAUUGCUCGUUCGCCGCCAAAGCGAAAAGCAUUCAAGCUGCGGGUGCAAUUGGUAUGAUUCUCAUAAACUCGAGCGAGGAACUCGUGCGAAUGGGAGAAGCUUUUGAUCGAGAAGGUGAUGGCGUCGACAUUCCAGUGCUCAUGGUCGGCCAAGUUCUGGGCAAGUCGCUUCGCGACGGGAUUCACGCAGUCUUAGAAGUCAAGCACGAACCACCUAAAUCCUUCUUGCAAGCAGGGGUCGAAGCCGUCAAGAAGACUGUCGAGCACACAAACGAAGUUGUCCAAGCGGGUGUAGACGUCGUGAAAAGAAGCGUGGAAGGGUACACAAAGGACCCCGAGAUCGUGCACUUUUUGGCUCCAUCGUCCGCUUCAUGUCCUCAAACGCCUCGUAUCUCCUCGUCGUUGGAUGCUGCAUCAACGCUACCUAUUCCCCCGCUCCCACCAGUGUUUGCCUUUGUUCUCUACGCGACGUCCGCCGACGAAUAUCACGUUCAAUUUGCCCCGCUUGCCGACUUUGGCUUUCGGCAGCGCAAGAAGUUGUACUUUCGAAGCCGACUUGUCACUGCCGCUCCCCGCACCGCCCAUCCCACGCUGACCAACAAACCAGAGUUUGCCGGCGCCAUUGCACUUGUCGAACGUGGAGGGUGCACGUUCCCUGAAAAGAUCGAAAGGCUCCAGCAGGCCGGAGCUAUCGCAGUCAUUGUCGCCAACAAUGACGUGGCCAACCCCACAUCGGCGUUCGUGAUGAGUGUUGACCAAAUGGCUGUCGACCACAUCGCGAUCCCGGCCGUGAUGCUUCCGUACGCCGUAGCCCAGCAUGUGUCGACCCAUUCCCCCGAGAAUGUGGGCAUUGUGUGCCUAGAAGGCGCGGCCGCAGGCAUCCUCCUCGCAAACCCCUCGACGGCGUACUCGUUGUGGAGUCCUCCACCCGAGUCUACAUUGCCGCCACUGUUGCAGGCCGCUCGCAGCGGCAAUACUUCGAAUCUGCAGUCCCUUCUAAGUCAACCCGGAUCAUCCUCCAACUCCCCUCGACUGGCUGACGCGUACAACGUGUCAGCGCUGCACCACGCGUGCAUCGGCGGAUCCGUUGCCGCGGUGCAGCUCCUCCUCGCCGCUGGUGCCCACGUCGAUGCUCUAGACUUGGGCUCUCAAACGCCGCUUCAUUACGCGUGCAUGGCGCCAAGUGUCGACUGUGUUCAGGAGCUCGUGUCGGCCGCCGCGCACACACUGGCCGUCAACGAAGGCGGUAGCACACCGCUGCAUAUGGCGUGUUUUGCUGGCAGUACUGAGUGCAUGGAGGUACUCCUCACGGCCACCGCAACAACGGACGCCAGCGGCAAGUACGUGUUCCAUGGCGUUAACGGUAUCAACAAGAGCGGGCGAACUCCGCUGCAUGUGGCCUGUCGGUAUGGCCAUGGGGACUGCGCCAUGUACCUGAUGGCUGCCGGAGCCGAUGUGAACGUUAUGGAUCACAAGGGUUGGACCCCCAUGCAUUAUGUUUGCGAUCGCAUGAAUCUAGUGUCAAGCGACGCGACCAGCUCGUCGACUCUUGCGGCGGUCAAGGCUGAGCUCCAUGUGGUGGAGCAAUUGCUACGCCAUGGAGCGAACAUGAUGGACACAAAGGCGUCGGGUGACGACAGCGCGCCGCCGCUGAUUUUGGACCGCAUUCGGUCCAAUUCCGUUCGUCGAGAUGUCGAAGUGCUGUAUUUGCGACGGGAAGUUGCUGUCCAUCGAAGCCUGGCUGCGUCGUGGCCACACGAAUGGAGUCGCAUGCAAGCGAGUUUGCAGCAGGUGGUGCACAUGGCAAAGACCGAAGCGGCCGCGGUGACCCAGGAACUGCGGCGAACGGUCGACACUCAGCAGCGCAUGAUCCACCACAUGCAGUGCCAGCUCACGUCCGUCCUGCAAAUCUUGCAAGGGGGUCCUGCGGCGAUAUCAACAGUACGCGAUUCGACUGCAGCUGACGUUGUGACGGAUCCGUUGGUUGCCAACGAGACCAAGCCCAAAUCAGACAUGGAACGAGCACAAGAAGCUGCCUUGGCCAGGGACCUCGGCCGCAAGUGCAUGCGAGCCAAACAGUAUGCGCUGGCCAAGUCGUAUUUUGAAUCGUCGCUGCAGUGGUAUGCAUUGCCAGGUGUACGGCGCCUCUUGGACCAAGUCGUUGGGCUCCUCGCGGCUCCUUCGACCGGUGUUUUGCCAUCACAACUAUCGAUGGCCAUCCUGAUCCAGACCUACCGAAGUAAACUCGAGACUGCUGGCAUGCCUUCCGAUGUCGUGGCGACGGUCGAGGCGGAAAUCGCAGCCCUGGAAUCCGUCGACCCAUCGAGCACACAGUUUUCCAUGGUAAAAGCUUGGUUGGAUUGGCUCGUGGGGCUUCCGUGGCAUGACCAGCUUCCAUGCGGCACAAGUUUAGAUUUGUUCCAUCGCGUGAAUCAAGUCCAAGAGGAUUUGGUGGCCGCCAAGCGGAACGCCGCUGCAAUUGUCGUCCAGCGCGCUGUGCGGCAUCACAUGUCUGUUCGACUGUUCCAACGGCAAUGGGCUGCCACCAUCGUCCAAGCGCGACUUCGCGGCAUGCAAUGCCGAAGAAGGAUGCACAAAAUGCGAGAGCCCGCAGUGUCGAAUCAAGCGGUCGACGCCCCCUUGGUGCAGCCAUCACCUGCGUCGACAACCACGCCACGCGAAAGAAAUGACGACGUUGACUUCCACAUAACUGUGGACCCGACACUUGGAAAGCCGACCGCGAGGCUCGUCCGUGGCGUACAGCUCCAGCAAGGAACGAUUCCCGACAAAAAGUACAUCCUGCAGUGGCUCAUGCUGCCAGAAACUCACGAGCAGUACGUGUGGACGCGGUGGUGCAGCCACAACGGAAAGGUUGCAUGCGCGCUGAAAGGGCCGUACGACGCCACCACCGACGACGCUCAGAUCGAGUUUGAAAAGAUAUUCAAGUUAAAGACGCAUUGCGAGUGGGGCGCGCCGACAGUUGCGUGCGACGCAGGGAGCUGCAGCUCCUCCGGUAUCGAAUCGACGGCGCCGCUUUGGACGUAUCGACCACCCACGUCGACAUUCGCCGCCAACCAAGUCGCAUAGUAGCAUGCACGCGAGUUUCAAAACAACAUGAACAAUCGUAAUAUUGACGGCGGACGAGCUCUUCCGACUGGGGUCUUUCGUCAAUGCUG
Messenger RNA from Aphanomyces invadans, 3444 nucleotides. RefSeq lists its product as hypothetical. The transcript is spliced from 3 exons. Lineage: Eukaryota; Oomycota; Saprolegniomycetes; Saprolegniales; Verrucalvaceae. Gene Ontology annotation, molecular function: protein binding. Gene Ontology annotation, cellular component: cytoplasm; nucleus. The record is from RefSeq and is a predicted model, not a curated record. Bases 74 to 3355 code for a protein of 1093 amino acids.